AUGUCGUCGAAUGCUCAUCCGGGCCUUGCAUACGGCGUGAACGGAGUCCGACGCGGCGGCUAUCCACCACCACAAUCCCACACCACAAACAAACCAUCGCCAUCGUCGCUGUCCCAGCACGCGUCGCCUUAUCAUUCCGUCUACUCGCAGCCUCCUCAGCAGAACGCUUAUCCUCACAGCCUCUUCACGACCCCGACGCCCACCUCGCUCCCCAACAUCCAAAAUGCCGCCCGAUCGCAGCAGCCCCAGGUUACCGCCCCUGUCGCGGUUCCUCGCCAACGAGCCCCUCCACCGCGAGCCUUUCAGCAGAAUCAGUCCAUGAACUAUCUCGCCCAGGCUAUGAACCAGCAGCCGAUGGCUCAACAGUCCAUGGCCCAGCAAUCUAUGGGACAUACAGUCCAACAAAAUGACAAUCAUAUUCUGUCGCGACAGCCUCAGGCUCAACCGCCUCCACAGCAGCAACAACAACAACCGCAACACCACCAUCAGCAGCAGCAACAGCAGCAGUUACACCAUACGCAACACCACCAAUCUCAUCAACACCAACAGCAACAUCAGCAACAUCAGCAACAGCAUCCGCAGACCCAUCAGCAUCAACAUCAGCAACAGUCACAUCAGCAACCUGCCCAGCAGCCUACUUUGCCGCAGCCCCCGGCUCAGUCUCAAAUUUCGCAGGUCCAGCAGAUUCAGCAGCCUCAGCAUGCCCAACAGAUACAGCAUGCACAAAAGCAGGUACAUCAGUCACAGCCGAUGACGGCGGUGCACUCGUCUCAGGCGCAUCACCAGCAGCAACAGCUUCACCAGCCGGUGCUGCAUCAGACACAGGCCCAUAAACCUCAAAUACUCCAGCAAACAGCUCAUCAGGCACAAGUUCACCAGCCACAAAUACGGCAACAGCAAAAUCACAAGCAGCAUGCUCAGCAGACCCCACAGCUACAACAACAUACGCAGGCUACUCAACAGCAGCAGCAGCAGCCACAGCAACAACAGCAUUCUGCCCAACAACAUGCCCAACUUCAGCAGCAGCACUCUCAACAGCACCAGCAUCAGCAGCAACAGCAGCAGCAACAACAACAACAACAGCAGCAGCAGCAGCAGCAGCAGCAGCAUCAACAACAACAACAACAACAACAACAACAACAACAACAACAGCAACAGCAGCAACAGCCACAACAACAUCACCAACAGCAGCAACAGCCACAACAACAUCACCAACAGCAGCAGCAGCAACAACAACAACAACAGCAGCCGCAGCAACAAAAGCAGCAGCCACUGCUACCUCAAGUGCAUAAAUCUCAAACACCGCAACCCCGUCAGGCUCAACUCCACCAACCCGCGGUUCAUCAGCCUACCACCCAGCAAGCGUCGGUCCAGGCCAUACCAGCUCAGGCAACCCCGCCACAGCCGUCUCCAGCUUUGAUGAAGGUUGAAACUCCAGCCCAGGCCGAGGAAGCUCAUCAAGAUGACGAGAUGGAGAUAGAUAUCACUGGCGAAGAUGACGAGGCCGACCAGUCGAAAGCGGAAGUUCCGUUUGUACCACGGGAACCUAUGGGGCCACCUAUGUCAGCACCUCCCGAGGGAGGAAGCUAUCCGACACUUGAUGCUGUGCACAAAUUUGUUCUGGCAUACUGUACUUCUGUUGGGUACGCCGUAGUUAUCGGGAGGUCCAAGAAGACCGUCCCAGGGUUGAAGAAGGUUCUUUUUGUCUGCGAUCGCGCCGGGAAGCCUCCUAAGAGGGUCAACCCGGAGCUUCGGAAGCGGAAAACCUCGUCUCGCAAGUGCGACUGUCAAUUCGGCUUUUUUGCCAUCGAGCAACGGACACAGUGGAUCGUGCGCUACCGACCGAAUGCACAACACCUCGAGCAUAACCACGGACCGAGCGAGAGCCCGAUGCUGCACCCUGCAGCAAGGAAGCUUGACAGCAAGAUGGUCGCAUCUGUUAAAGCCCUGAAAGACAAUGGUAUGGUCUCGAAAGCUCGCCGCCAAUCACAAGUCGAGGCUCAAGGUACUGAUACAGGGACAUCAGGCGUGGGCGUGAGCCAAACCUUGGAAAUACUCCAAACCGAGCACCCUCAUGUUCCACUGUUACCUCGGGAUAUUUACAACGCGCGUGCGGCUAUAAGUCGCAACCCGGACAAGGUCGCUACCGAGCUUGCCGAGAACAAGACAGCAAUCUACAAACAGCCAACGCAAUCCGCUGAUGAGCGAAUAAGGGGUGAUCUGCGUCGCGAACUCGCAAAGCUCAAGGAGGAUUACAGCAAGCUCAAAACAGACAGCGACAAGGAAAUCGAGGACCUGAAAAAGCAGGUGUCAGAGAAGGACAAGAUGAUCAAGAAGUUCGAAAUGUUUAUCGACCUAUGCAAUCAGCGUGUCAUGGUCCAGCGCGAGCUUUUGAACGACGGCAAUGAAGGGGGAAGCGCUGCUGUCAACAGUUCUGUUUGA
Molecule: messenger RNA, 2442 nt
Organism: Pyricularia grisea
Lineage: Eukaryota; Fungi; Ascomycota; Sordariomycetes; Magnaporthales; Pyriculariaceae
Exons: 1
Coding region: 1-2442 (813 amino acids)
Source: RefSeq, a predicted model, not a curated record